UAAAUUCCACUUACUUCAUAUAACACCACUCUAAGAACUUUUUCGAUCCGGUAAGGCGGACAUCGACCUGCCUCACUCAAUAGCGGAUUCUUCUUCAAGUUUUGCGAGUGGUUCAGGUAUGAAACUGGAUGACAUCUUCGUGGACCGUAUUGGGGACUGGGGCAGGUUUCAAACUUUGGCUGUGUUUUUUACUUCAUUAUCUAGCCUGCCAAUGGCACUGCACACAGUAUCGUUAAUUUUCAUCGGAGGAAGCGAACAGAGCUACUGGUGUGCCCUGCCUACAAAUGAAUUCGACAACUUUUCACACGAAGCCUUAAAGGACGUUUUCAUUCCCAGUAAGCUUGGUGCUGAUGGUGUUAAAGUAUAUAGCAAAUGUGAGAUAUACAAUCUGGACAAUAAUUCACGUCAAGAUAUUUCUGAGGCAAUAACUGCUGAGGCUAUACUGAAAUUGAAUUCGACAUUCUAUGCGAGUGGUGUAAGCGACAAUCAGACGACCGCAACAAGACGCUGCAACGCCUGGCAGUACGGAGAGGAUGGAAGAUACAAAACAUCUCUUCUAACCCAGUAUGGCCUUUACUGCGAGCGAGAAUGGCUUCUUCCGCUAUCUCAGACACUUUUUAUGGCCGGGUGGAUGGCGGGUAACAUUGUAUUUGGUUCUUUGGCAGACAGAUAUGGCCGAAUGAAAGUUAUACCACUGGGCUUUCUUGUCAACACAGCUAUAGGAAUUGCGAUGCCGUUCAUACCAAACUACUUUGUGUACAUCUUUUUCCGCUUCCUGAUCGGUGUCACCUCUGGAGGUCCAUACACUGUGCUGUAUGUAUUAGCUUUGGAAUUGUGCGGAAAGAAGUACAGGAUUUGUGUAUCCUCGUGUAUCAGUGCUGGUUUCAAUAUUUCCCUGUGUUUAAUGGCGGGAAUCGGUUACGCAAUGGCACCAGUCAACCACAUUACCAUGCAGCUGAUUAUAGGAUCGAUUCCUUUUAUCAUUGUCUUUUAUCACUGGAUUUUCCAUGAAUCACCGAGAUGGCUUGUCUCGAUGCAUCGAUACGAAGGAGCCAAAGUAAUCGUUAAAAAGAUCGCCAAGUUUAACAAACGUCCGAAGUCAAAAUAUGAAGAUGACAUGUUAUUCGAAGAAGAGAGUGCUGAACUGUCCUGCGACAAGAGUGCCUCGCUGGAAAAAUUGUCCGAGAAAAAAUAUACCGCCCUUGACCUGUUCCGUACGCCCAACAUUCGUAGGAUUACCAUAGCUACUUACGUCCAAUGGUUUUCAUGUGCAUUCGUCUGGUACGGAAUGAUAUUCGCAGGCGGAUCCCUGGGUGCCAAUGUCUACAUCAAUUUGUGUAUUAGUGGCAUCGUUGGAAUCGUCGGUAAUAUCCUGUGCGUGCCGUUACUGAACUUCUUCGGUAGGAGGCCAACAACAGUGACGUUUAUGACCCUGAUGGCUCUAAGUUUGUUGGCUUCAAUUCCUCUGGUGGGAAACCCAGAAUUUGAGACCGCCUUGAUAGCUGUUGUGUUCGUGGGCAAGCUUUGCACUGUCAUCGCGUUCGACACAAUCUGGCUCCAUUCUACCGAGGUGUUUCCAACGUGUAUUAGAGCUGUUGGAGUGAGCACAGGUUGUCUCAUGGCCCGACUUGGAGCACUGAUAUCACCUCUCGUUGCAAAAUUGGCUACAAUACAAACAUCCUUGCCUCUCAUAGUUUUUGCCACCGUCGCUGUCCUCGCCACCUUUUGUUGCAUUCAGCUUCCGGAAACAAAUAAGCGCCGUCUACCGGAGACAAUUGAAGAGGGAGAGGAAUUUGCAAAGUUUUCCUUGUCAUGUCGAAAGCCAUGCAAGAAGAAAAUGCGGUUAAAUAAGCCCGACCCUACCCUCCAUUCCGUGUAAAGAGGGAACUCUUUUAGAUGCAUAAAGGCAUGCAGUACGGUCAAGUUGGGGAAGCUUUAAUAAGACGUCAGUGCUGAGAUUCAUUGUACCCGUAUGUAAUGUAGGAAAAAUAAAGAAGAAUAUCGAAUCGACUAAAAAAUAUAGGAAUCUGGAGGAGAUCAUAGUUUGCGAAGCCUGUUUUACCGAUGUAGAGGUUUGAGACCAGAAACUAAUCGUUUGUUUUUUACAGAAAUACUUUCGCACGUGUAGUGUACAUUGUUCCGGUUUCAAAUGUUUAACACAAGAAUUCAUAUUGAAUUCUUGACGCAAGGGCCCAAAGCGCCGCGUAGCGGCAAAAAAGCGAAGCUGGCGAAACAUUUAUAACGGGUCACCAUCACUUAUUAUUGGACUUAUAGCGCAUUUACGGGGUUGCAACUAUUUUGCUUUAUAGUGUCACCAGGAAAGAAAAGCAUGCGACCUAACGCCGAUCUAUUUGUAUAAAGUGAUAAUUGGAAGGUAUAUAGUAGGAAAUAUCAAUAAAAUAAUCAUUGCAUGUCGUCUUUUGAGGGCAUUUCUGAUCGUAAAAAAUAUAUGUGUACGUCACCGGAGUCUCUGCAAUGAUAAUUUUAUCACAGCAGUCUCGCGCAAGUAGAAGUUCUUUACCUAUUAGUUCUUCACUUAUUAGUCUCAACGUCUGGCGCAAAGCCAGACGUUUUCCAUUACGAUUUCACUACGAUGUUUGACCAGAAGGAGCAGUGCGCGAGAUAUGCUAAUGAGCAGACCUCCCUCGCUUGAGUUUCGGAAGAAUGUUCCAUAUCGCGCUAAGCUGACAGGCGUGCAUUGGGCUGGUACAGGUUGGAACUGAACAUUGAAUAUGCUGGUGGUGACGCUUUCUGAUGAGAAGUUGGUCGUGACUGAUGCAGUAUCCUUGGACUUGUCCACAGCAUCGUUCAAUCAUUGCUCUCGGAGCUGCCUUGAUUCUGUACUUACCCAAAUACUGAGACCAAAUGCCUGUUGACUGUGCUUUAAGAGAGACUGGCGCCAUGCCUAGUCUCUCUUAAACUUAAAGCACAGUCAACAGACACCAACCCCCUCAGACUCAGAAACCACAAACGCCCAACCCUUCCUGCUACCUUAAUACUUCUGGAUAUCACUUUAUAAAUGAUUUUUGAAAAUGCUGAUCCAGGGCCAAUGGCUAGAAAUAAAUGUCCCUCAUGCAAACAAGACCCACAUCAGCAUGUUCAGAAAAGGGGAUGAGAAAAAUUAAAUUGCAUCGCAGCUAUAUUUCCUACUCUCAUGGCAUUGCCAUUAUGUUUAUUAUGCUCAUUGAAAUAAACUUCUGUGAAACUUAACUAUA
Messenger RNA from Lineus longissimus, 3215 nucleotides. RefSeq names its product organic cation transporter-like protein. Gene Ontology annotation, cellular component: membrane. Gene Ontology annotation, biological process: transmembrane transport. Lineage: Eukaryota; Metazoa; Nemertea; Pilidiophora; Heteronemertea; Lineidae. Gene Ontology annotation, molecular function: transmembrane transporter activity. The record is from RefSeq and is a predicted model, not a curated record. The transcript has 9 exons. Bases 119 to 1879 code for a protein of 586 amino acids.